CAGGAAGUGAAGCAUACGAAAUAUUAGGAGAAAAGGAACAUUUCAAAAAUCGUAGCAAAUCACCAAAAUUUAUGGGAAAUCAAGUAAGUUAUGAUGAAACAGACUCAAUAUUGGUGGAGCCGUGGGGAGGCAAAGGUGGAUUGGAGUGGAAUUAUAAGCUAAAAAGUCCUAUUAAAGAAAUAGUUAUUGCUCAUGGAUCGAUUAUAGACUCCAUCAUGUUCAGAACCAUUACUAAAGAAGGUACCAUAGUUGAUUCACCAAAGUUUGGUGGCAAUGGGGGAGGUCGAAGAGACAAGGUUAAUAUUGAGGCGACCCCAUUGGAAUAUUUGACAGGCAUAAAGGGUACAUUGGGACAUUAUGGCAGCAAUUUAGUUGUAAAAUCUCUAAGUUUUAUAACUAAUGGAAAGAAUUAUGGACCAUUUGGGACUGAAGCUGGUGGAACCCUAUUUUCGCUUGUGAUGAAAGAAGGUGGAGCUAUUGUUGGAUUUCACGGGCGUUCUGGGUUGUACCUUGAUGCUAUUGGUGUUUAUUUGCAGAAACUUACUCCUCCGACUUCGACAAAGGAACCUGAAGCUGAAAAACUUGAGCCGAAUGAACCUAUGGUUGAAAAAAUUGAAAUCCAUGACGUACAUAUUACUUUUUCUCUUAAUUUAAAUCGGAUAAAUUUCAUUUUAGUUAUUACAUUAAAGUAACUAUAAUUUACCCACUAUGACAGAAAGUAUACAUGCCAUAACAAUAAAGUCAUCGUAAUAGGUAGGUUUAAUCAUUUUAAUGGAUAAAUUUUAGUUACUAUAACGUGUCUAAAACUAAUUUAGUGGCUUUAUUGUUACUAGUCUUACGGUACGCGCGUUACGCGUGUACCCUAUAUUGAUGAAAAUUAUUUUUAAAAAUAUAUAAAUAACAUUCAAACAUGGUUUUAGUCCCAAAAAUAAUAUUAAGUAAAAGUUUGAGUUCUUGAAAAUGAUAAAUAUUGAUCAUGAAAUUAAUACACAUAUAAAGAAUUUUA
Messenger RNA from Nicotiana tabacum (common tobacco), 1006 nucleotides. The record is from RefSeq and is a predicted model, not a curated record. Lineage: Eukaryota; Viridiplantae; Streptophyta; Magnoliopsida; Solanales; Solanaceae.